UGAUGGACACAGUUCUAAAGACGACCUUUCCCUUAUUUCGAUAGCAAACACAUGGAUAUGGCAUAAAGACGUUAAAUCACUAUCAGCUAGCCCAUGGAGUCAAGAAGCAAGCCUCAGCAGAGCCUCCGAGACAGACUGAGUCAGUGGGAGACAAAUCUAGCCCCUCUCACAGGUGCUCAGAAGAAGAGCUACAUGGAACUGUCGGCUACUGCUGUCUCAAGACCAAUGCCUCCCGAUGUCGUUCCAAGUGAAGGCGUUGGUGGUAGGACAAGGAGAGAGGAGUCACAUGACACCUCAAGCUCUCUGGGGCUGGACAAGAUUGAGAGCCCUCAGCAGUUUUUAGCCUGGUUUGAUGAAGUGGAGUCCCUUGCCCAGGAUGAGGAGAACAAGUGUUAUAAAGAUUACAUAGGUCAGCUGAGUGACUACCAGGACAAGUGUUCAAACAUGCUGACUGAGAUAGACAAGGCUGUCGAGUUUCUUGCAGAGAUGAGUGACAAGCACACACUGGUGGCACAGAAGACGGGGGCUCUGCAUCAGGCCUGUGAGCAGCUAGUGGAGGAGCAGACGAAACUGGUGAGUGUAGCGGAGAGUAUCAGUAGCAAGCUGUCGUACUUCACAGAGUUGGAGAGCGUUGGAGGGAGACUGGCGUCAUCCACUCUCUCUGUCACCAGCAAUAGUUUCACCAGCACUCUGACCAAACUGGACCACUGCAUCACCUUCAUACAACACAAUCCCCAGUACAAGGAGUCUCAAGUUUACCUUGUGAGGUUCAAGCAAUAUCUCUCUCGAGCUCUGGGCCUCGUCAAACAGCAUGUGAUCAACUCUCUAAAAAACACCACAAGGACAGUCAUGCCCAAACAGGGAGUGGCUCCAGGCCCCACUGAAAGUUCUUAUGCUCAGUACUAUGGAAAGUUCAGAGCAAAUGCUCCCAAACUCCAGGCGCUCAUGAAAGAGAUUGAAGUAAGAGCAGAUAAAGCACCAGAAUACGAGACGUUACUUCGAGACUGCCAUCAUUGCUACAUGUCCCAGAGAGGGCUUCUCCUCACACCAAUAGUGUCUGCUCAUAUCGAGGAGCUCAAGAAGGCACAUGCCUCCAAUAACACCGCCCUGGUUCGCUCGGGCUGCAACUACUUGUGUCGGGUAUGUCAAGAUGAGUAUCAGCUCUUCUUUCAUUUCUUCACUGCAGACAGUCAGCACUUAGUUGGAUUGUUGGAGAGCCUCUGUUUCUCACUGUACGACCUGCUGAGACCUGUCAUCAUCCACACUAACCACCUGGAGACCUUGGCUGACCUCACCACCAUCUUCAAGGUGGAGAUGCUCGAGGAAAGGGUUGAACCAAAAGGCAAGGAGCUGGCUGCCUUUGGAGGAGUGGUGAAACAGAUGCUGGAGGACACACAGCAGAGACUCAUCUUCAGGGCACAGCGUUUCAUCCAGACUGACAUCCGAGGGUACCGCCCUGCUGCAGGGGACCUGGCCUAUCCUGACAAGCUCAUUGUAGCAGCUGGGGCCACUCAAGGAGACCAGAAGUCCACUGAUUCUGACUCGGUAUUUGACACCAGUGGAGCAGAAAGUGAUGUUUCUGGUGACCAUGGCAACAAGACCCCUCCCCAGAGACGCAAGAGUCGUAGUGUAGUGGCUGCAGUGGACAUGCACGCCAUGUGGUACCCUACUGUCAGGAGAACCCUCCUCUGUCUAUCAAAGUUGUACAGAUGUGUUGAGAAACCAGUGUUUGAGGGCAUUGCCCACGAGGCUCUGUCAGAGUGUGUCAUCUCACUUCUCUCUGCCAGCGCUGCCAUUAAAGACAAGAAGCUGCCAGUUGAUGCUCAGUUGUUCCUGAUUAAGCACCUGCUGAUUCUGAGGGAGCAGAUUGCACCGUUUGACGUCGAUUUUGUCGUGACUGAAGUAACUUUAGACUGGUCCAAAACUAGAGCUGCUGCGUAUGGACUGUUGCACAAGAGGGCUCGACUCUUCUCUCUGAACAGUAGCAAUGCUAUCCUUGGAUUCUUUAUUGACGGCUCCCCUGGCAUAGUGGAGACACACCUCGACUCCAGAAAGGCAAUGGACAGACAGUUGAAGGUGGUUUGUGAGAAGUUCAUAGCUGGCACCACUGACUCUGUAGUGGACCCUCUCAAAGCUUUGCUGACUAGGUUCGAUGUUCUCGUCUCUCUGGCCUCAAAGGACAACCUCAAUCUCACAACACUCAUCCACCAGCAGCCAUUUGCUGGAGCAGACAAUGUCCAUGAGGUGAUGACCAAGACCAACCAGCUGGUGAAGAGUCGUGUCCCUGUCGUGAGGAAGAGCCUCUCCCUCUAUCUGGCCAAUGAGGAGACUGAACACAUUCUGUUCCGACCAUGCAGGGCUAACAUUUUGAAAUCUUUUGAGAGUCUGGAGAAGCUGGUCAAGCAACACUACUCAACUGAGGACCAGUACAUUGUCUCGUGCCCUACACAAGAAGAGGUUUCACUGAUGUUGGCUGGACAAUCUGAACAAUGAACUUUUAAAUUAGCCGUCUUUCAAGAACAACGAACAAUAACUAUAAUAGAUUUCAUUUGCCUUUUGUAAAACUCUUGUUGGGAGUUGGUAUAUUGUGAGGAAUUUGCACAUGAUACAUCACAUGUUGACAAUGAUAAUAAUGAUAAACAA
This is a messenger RNA of Halichondria panicea, 2643 nucleotides long. RefSeq names its product conserved oligomeric Golgi complex subunit 3-like. Gene Ontology annotation, biological process: intracellular protein transport; intra-Golgi vesicle-mediated transport; Golgi organization. Gene Ontology annotation, cellular component: membrane; COG complex; cis-Golgi network. The transcript is spliced from 22 exons. The coding region runs from base 94 to 2493 and encodes 799 amino acids. NCBI's taxonomy places the organism in Eukaryota, Metazoa, Porifera, Demospongiae, Suberitida, Halichondriidae. The record is from RefSeq and is a predicted model, not a curated record.